CCUACACGAGCAACUCUUCAUAUGACUCCAGUGCUAGUGUUUAGAUGUUUCAAGAAGGUGGUGGAGUGCUAUAAUUUCUUAUUAUAGUACUAUAUUUAAUAAUACGGCGACGUCUUCUUCGGGUAACUUUAUGUAGUCGUGCUAUAACUUAGCUUAGCUUUACAACAUUGGCCUACAACUCUACAAACAAACAAACAAAGAGCAUCGGUCUUGCUUAAUCGUGUAUCGGGGCUUAAAUACCUACUUUAAUGAUGAAAACCAAACCUACGGGGUUUAACGUUAAUUCGUUUGGGUGUGAUGAUCACGCGGGUACGUGGCCUAGCAACGCGAGUUAAUUCAGCUGCGCCAUAAAGUCCAAGAACUGAACCUGGUCUCCCAUUUUACGCACUUUUAUCAGGAAAACCAAAUAAAGAUGGUUAAGAUCUUUGUUGGGAACCUAUCCUCAAGCACGACCGCGGAAGAUCUGCGCUCUCUUUUUUCUGAGUAUGGCAAAGUAAAAGAAUGUGACGUCCUGAAAAAUUAUGGCUUUGUGCACAUGGAAGGUAAGCAGGAGGCUGAAGAGGCAAUCCGCAAACUCCACCAUCACGAGCUGAAAGGUCAAGCCAUAAAUGUGGAAAUGAGCAAAGGGAAACCCAGGGGCUCUACAAAACUGCAUGUGAGCAACAUCAGCAGUGGCUGCACCAAUCAGGAGCUCCGGGCCAAGUUUGAAGAGUAUGGCCCUGUGGUUGAGUGUGACAUAGUGAAGGACUAUGCCUUUGUUCACAUGGAGCGAAUGGAGGAUGCCAUGGAGGCCAUCAGUGGGUUGGAUAACACGAGCUUCCAAGGCAAGCUGAUCAAAGUACAACUGUCCACGAGCCGCCUCCGUACAGCGCCCGGCAUGGGAGACCAAACUGGCUGUUACGUCUGUGGAGAACAGGGCCACUGGUCCAAAGAUUGCAGACGUGGCCAGAACGGUAGCUAUGGCGGAAGCAUGGGGGGAUUCCCUGGCGGUAGAGGUCCCCCAAGGGGCGGCCCGAGCUACGGCAUGGGUGGCCCUGGAGGUCUUCCUAAUAGAGGUUACCCAGUGGCAGGGCCACUUCCCCCUCCCCCACCCAUGAGCCGGCGCCCCAGCUACGGCGAAUACGGCGCAGACGCUCGAGAACGAUACCCCAGCAGGCCACCGAGCGCCUAUCCGGAGAGAUCGUCCACAUAUGAGCGAGAACGCUACGGAAGCAUUGACUAUUACGAGAAGUAUCGGGCUCGUCCGGCUGGCUCUAGCUUCUUCGAGGAUAGGCCUCUCUCUAUUCCCCCUCCUCCUCCCCCUCCCUCUUCUUCCUCUCUCUCAAGGAUGCGGUUGGCUCCUCCCAGUCUCGAUCCCUAUGAGCGACGCCCUCUGGCGCCUCCGCCUCCCACAGCAUCAGCGUACUUCUCGCGGGACCGUAGCCCAAUCAGACGUGUGGGUGCCGGUUCAGAAGGCUACUCGUACGAGCGCUCGCGACUUUCCCCGGUCUCAAGGAGCUCAUCGACAUACUCUGUGCCGCGGGCCAGGGAGAACUACACCGAGCGGGUUCGAUACGCAUACUAAGCCACACACAUGCUUAAGGUUUUGUCAAGUGAUGAGAUUUCCCCUCCACCUAUAUGACUUUGCCUCGAUCAGACGCUCCAUCGGAUUUCAAACACGCAGACACAUUGAUCACAACGCUUAUUUGCUCUGCACAUUAAUGUUUGGAAACUGCUGUUUAAUUUCCCCUUUCCAAUGGAGACUAUGAUGUAUGAUUGCAAAAAUUAGUAGUUGUGAUUUUUGUUUUUUGCUUUGCUUUUCACUUGUGUCCAGAGGUAAGGUGGGGCGUCUCAUGUCAGCAAAUUUUUUUUUUAACUCCGCUAUUGCAAUUAAACACACUUUUUUUUUGAGAUUUUGAAGAAUUUUACCCCCCCAAGUCAUGUUGUAAUCCACUAUUAUUUACUUUUUUUUUUUAAUGCUCCAAGACUUGUCUUCAGCUGUUGGGUUGGCUUGCCACUUAAUUUCUUUAAUUCAAGUUUUGUGAGGAAAUUUUUUUUUUUUUUUUUUUUUUUGUGGCAAUUUGUAAUUAAUCCUGCAGCUGCAAAAAACUUUAUGGGAAAAUAAACUAAAAUUCAACAUUCCACUUUUCUUUUUAUUCUUAUUUGCUACUGGUUAUUUGGUAUAUGCCAAAACUGUUCACAAUGGAGUUUUAUGUCUUGCUUGUUGACUUGUGUUGUAUCAUAUAGGCAUGUUCAACAGAACGGAGAGCUUGUCAUGGAGCUUUUGUGAUUUGGGAGCUUGAAGAAAUGAUGAUACUGAACUUGUUUUGAUUGUUUACUCCCCUGUUUGAUGUGUUAGUCUUAAAAAAAAAAGAAGAUCUGAUUUAAUAUACAACUAAGUAGUUGGGCAGCUUUCAGAGGGAUGCAAACUGUUUUCUGUUCUGUACAAACAAAUGACUGUUUAUGACAGGAGAUCUUUGGAUUGUAAGAAGAUGCACCUAGAUGAAAAGGUGGAAUCUACAUGAGAGUGAAUUGGAAAUUUGCAUUAGAUUUGCUUACCAACUCUCACUCAGGGCUCUAUUCACCUUUUGAGGCCGCUGGCGUUUACUGGCGUUUCUUCUUUUUGGGUGCCUUGGGAAGCUCUGUGAAGAUGUUUAUAAAUUUAAUUUUCUGUAGUUUGUAUGUUUCCUACAGAAGUCAGGAGUGUGUUUUAUGAAUUAUCUUUUGUAAUAAACCAAUAUUUUGGUGACAAAA
Messenger RNA from Megalobrama amblycephala (Wuchang bream), 2733 nucleotides. RefSeq names its product RNA binding motif protein 4.2 (gene rbm4.2). Gene Ontology annotation, cellular component: nuclear speck; cytosol. Gene Ontology annotation, molecular function: zinc ion binding; mRNA binding. Gene Ontology annotation, biological process: mRNA splicing, via spliceosome. The record is from RefSeq and is a predicted model, not a curated record. The transcript has 4 exons. The coding region runs from base 413 to 1564 and encodes 383 amino acids. NCBI's taxonomy places the organism in Eukaryota, Metazoa, Chordata, Actinopteri, Cypriniformes, Xenocyprididae.